This is a messenger RNA of Rotaria socialis, 1521 nucleotides long. Lineage: Eukaryota; Metazoa; Rotifera; Eurotatoria; Philodinida; Philodinidae. The record is from the annotation of a GenBank genome assembly.
AUGGGAGGAAGUACAUUAGCUAAUCGAGCCAGCCGUUUCAACAAUAAACUAUCUGAAGAGACACCAGGGCCUGGUGCAUAUGAACUACGUAAAACUCAAUCAGCUCGCUCAACUAUAACUGAUAUUGUCAAACAACCACGUCCUAAUGCAUUUAAAUAUAAUCGUAAAUCUCUUCCACCAUCGAUACCCGAUCCUAAAUUAGCCUACGGCUUCGAAGAAGAUGCCAUGGGAACACUUGUACCACAACAAGCACCACAACGAGAUGCUUCUAUAGGUCCAGCAUUUUAUAGUCCACCAGCUACAGUAGAAGUUGAUGCAUCGAAAUUGUAUCAUGGUGUUCAUUUCGGAAAAUAUUCUGGCAAACGUACAGAAUUUACCGGUAAAACAGGCCCUGGACCUGGUGAAUAUGAUCUUAAUGAUGGCGUAAAACUUGAAAUUCAUCAUAUUAACAUGAAAACAUGGGAUAAAAGACCGGAAUUACAAGUUGCACGAUAUCCUGAUAAUUUACUUAAAACAGCUACCAAAGAAAGUAUUCCAGGACCAGGUCAAUAUUCAAUAAAACGUGAGCUCGAUCCCGAACCACCCAAAGGUGAUAUUAUUGGACUUGAAUUUGAACGGCCAGGUUUUGGUUCACAAACUGAACGAUUUAAUGCAAUUAAAUCUGCAGUACCUGGUCCUGCAACUUAUACAGAUAAAGUAAUGACAGCAUUUAAUGGUAGUCAAUCGAAACCGACAAGUCUUAAACGAAAUCCAUUUAAUCAAACAUCAGCAAGAUUCGUUAAUCUUGAUUAUAAAGUAAGAAGUGCUCCUGGUCCUGGCCAAUAUCGUAUACCGGGUUUUGCUGAUGAAAAUUUACGCAGAGCAGUCGUUGAAGGUGGAAAAAAACCACCGUUCAACAUAGCUUCCGUAAGAAGAUUAAACAUGGCACGAAAAGAUGAAUACAAUACACCUGGUCCAAGUAGUUAUGAUAUUAAAGUUAAGCCAUUCAAAGCAAAACUUGAUCAUCCAACAUCGAAUUUUGUUUCAAGUACAACACGAGACGCUGUUGUUGAGGAUAUCCCAGGACCAACAGCUUAUGACGUAUCGCGUGCUUAUCAAGCCCUUACAUCUCAACAUCGACAACCACCCCGUUCGAAACAUGCUCGUAAACGACAUGGACAAUUUUUAAGUGCCGCUAAACGAACAUUUGCUGGUGACUUAUCAAUUGAUACACCUGGUCCUGGUGCUUACGAUGGAUUUAUAAAUGAACGGGCACGAGGUGCUGCACCUGUUCGAGAUAGUCGUUUUCGUCAUGAAAUUUCUAAAGUACCAGGUCCUGCUGAUUACGAAUUAUCACCACUCAUGCAAGACACUGUUCUUCGUGGCACAUUUAAUUCAACAUUAAACAAUCCUAUUUUAACCAAACUACAGAAUCGUGCCUUGCGUGAGGAAAAAUUAGCAGCUGCAGCCUUAAAUUCUGCAUCAAUUACUCAACCAAACAGCGGUACAGAUGGUAUUGGAGAAGUAGCUGUUCACAGUUGA